ACAGAGAGAGAGCUGCUCCAUGCUGCCCCUGAGUCUGAGCCCAAGCCUAGCGCUGCUCUCCACGCUGCUGCCCGCAAACUCCUCAGUCCGCUCGCGCUUUUCGCCCACAGCUCGCCGCUGAGAGGUGCCGGAUGGUCUGUUUAAGCUGUAACAGCAGAGAUUUGUCCGUAGCGAAGUCAGACCGACCACUCGGGGCAUUCUGCGGCGAGGGGGAACUCAACACUCUUUCUCGGUCUCUCUGUGGCUCAGCCGUGAUUCCCCCGGUGUCUGCGCUGCUCGGCUCCCCGCGGUUGGAGCGCCACUCCCGGGCUAUUUCAGUCGGAUCUCCGCUCUUGUGUAGCUUUGCUUUUUUCGCUCCAAACUCCUGCAGAUGUCCGGGAUGCUACGGCUGUAUUAGAAGUGUUCAGUGUUAGCUUCUGGAUUGGACUUACCGGCUAACUCACUCACUCUCCCUCCCAGAGCCGCAGGAGCAGCUGAAAAUGUCGCAUCCUCCUGCCAAGUUUAAGAAGGAUAAGGAGAUCAUCGCGGAGUACGAGAGUCAAGUCAAAGAGAUUCGAGCUCAGCUGGUGGAGCAGCAGAAAUGUCUGGAGCAGCAGACAGAGAUGAGGGUCCAGCUCCUGCAGGACCUUCAGGACUUCUUCCGCAAGAAGUCAGAGAUUGAAAUGGAAUAUUCCCGCAACUUGGAGAAGCUUGCGGAGCGCUUCAUGGCCAAGACCAGGAGCACCAAAGACCACCAACAGUAUAAGAAAGACCAGAACCUCCUGUCUCCAGUGAACUGUUGGUAUUUGUUGCUGAAUCAGGUACGGCGGGAGAGUAAAGAUCAUGCCACUCUGAGUGACAUCUACCUGAAUAACGUCAUCAUGCGCUUCAUGCAGAUCAGCGAGGACUCUACACGACUGCUCAAGAAGAGUAAAGAAAUAGCCUUUCAGCUGCAAGAGGAUCUGAUGAAGGUCCUCAACGAGCUCUAUACGGUGAUGAAAACCUACCACAUGUACCACACAGAGAGCAUCAGUGCAGAAAGUAAGCUGAAGGAGUUUGAGAAGCAGGAGGAGAGGCAGAUCGGCCGCUCUGGAGAUCCGGUCUUCAGUAUGCGGAUGGAGGACAAGCACCAGAGACGUAGCUCUGUCAAGAAGAUUGAGAAGAUGAAGGAGAAGAGGCAGGCCAAGUACUCUGAGAACAAGCUGAAGUCGAUCAAAGCCCGCAAUGAGUACCUGCUGACACUGGAAGCCACCAACUCCUCUGUCUUCAAGUAUUAUAUUCAUGACUUGGCUGACUUAAUAGAUUGUUGUGAUCUGGGCUAUCAUGCCUCUCUGAACCGGGCUUUACGAACCUACCUUUCGGCCGAGUAUAAUCUUGAGACAUCUCGUCAUGAAGGCCUGGACAUCAUCGAGAACGCUGUGGACAGUCUAGACCCCCGCAGUGACCGUCAGCGCUUCAUGGAGAUGUAUCCGACUGCUUUCUGUCCUCCAGUCAAAUUUGAGUUUCAGCCUCACAUGGGAGACGAGGUGUGUCAAAUCACUGCACAGCCCCCCGUCCAGGCUGAGCUGGUGCUCAGGUUCCAGCAGCUACAGUCCCGCCUGGCCACGCUGAAGAUCGAGAACGAGGAGAUUAAGAAGACCUCUGAGGCCACUCUGACCACCAUCCAGGACAUGGUGACUAUUGAGGACUAUGACGUCUCUGAGUGUUUCCAUCACAGCCGUUCCACAGAGUCGGUCAAGUCCACCGUGUCCGAGACAUACCUUAGCAAACCCAGCAUCGCCAAGAGACGUGCCAACCAGCAGGAGACCGAGCAAUUCUACUUUAUGAAAUUUCGUGAGUUUCUGGAGGGCAGCAACCUCAUUGCCAAACUUCAGGCCAAGCAUGACCUGCUGAAGAGGGCACUGGGAGAAGGUCACCGAGCAGAGUACAUGACCACAAGGCCUCCAAAUCUUCCUCCUAAACCCUAUGGCACCCGGAGGCCCAGACCUCGCUCAGUUUUUAACGUUAAGCUAUUUAAUGGCAAUUUGGAGGAUUUUAUUAAGGACUCUGGACAGGCAAUCCCACGAGUGGUAGAGAGCUGCAUUCGAUUCAUCAAUCUUUAUGGCCUUCAGCAUCAAGGCAUAUUCCGCGUGUCAGGCUCUCAAGUUGAAGUCAAUGAUAUUAAGAACUCGUUCGAGAGAGGUAACGACCCUCUGACAGAUGACGAGAAUAACCAUGACAUUAACUCAGUGGCGGGGGUUCUCAAGCUGUACUUCCGGGGUCUGGAGAAUCCCCUCUUUCCAAAGGAGAGAUUUAAUGAGCUCAUCUCUUGUGUCAGAAUAGAUAACCUGUAUGAGAGAGCGCUGUACAUUCGUAAGAUCCUCCUGACAGUUCCCAGAUCUGUUCUCAUCGUCAUGCGCUACCUCUUUGCAUUCCUCAACCACCUGUCCCAGUACAGCGACGAGAACAUGAUGGACCCCUACAACUUGGCCAUCUGUUUUGGCCCCACCCUCAUGCCCACCCCAGACAUCCAGGACCAGGUGUCGUGCCAGGCUCAUGUCAACGAGGUCAUCAAGACCAUCAUCAUCCACCACGAGACCAUCUUCCCUGAUGCCAAGGAGCUGGAUGGUCCCGUGUAUGAGAAAUGCAUGGCAGGAGGAGACUACUGUGAGAGUCCCUACAGUGAGCAUGGAGUGCUGGAAGAGGUGGACCAGGACGGGGGAGCAGAGACCCACACCAGUGAGGAUGAGGGUGAACCCAUUGAAGCUAUUGCCAAGUUCGAUUACGUAGGCCGCUCGGCUCGUGAGUUGUCCUUCAAGAAGGGGGCAUCUCUGCUGCUGUACCAGCGUGCCUCAGAAGACUGGUGGGAGGGCAGACACAACGGCAUCGACGGCCUGGUGCCUCACCAGUACAUCGUAGUGCAGGACAUGGAUGACACCUUUUCAGACACUCUGAGUCAAAAGGCUGACAGUGAGGCCAGCAGCGGGCAUGGAGGGGAAGAGAAGUGCUCCAGCAUAGAUUUGGGUUCUCCUACGGAUAGACUACCUGACGCUUACAUCAGCAGCCGUCACAGGAAGAGGAGUGAUCCACCGACCCGCAGGCCCCCGGCGCGACCCAGCGACGCCCACUGCAUGAUCCAUCCCUCCCAGAGCCACGGGAGCCAUGGCAACCACAGCAGCCACGGUAGCCACGGUAGCCACGGUAACCCGGACCGAGGUUCCCCUGUGCUGGGCCACUACAGUCCACGGGAGCUGCUGCGGGGUCGGGCCCCCAUGCCCAUGGACAGUCCUGAGAGACGCAGGCGCAUGGGCCAUGGCAGCCUGACCAACAUCAGCCGCCAUGAGUCCCUGAAGAAGAUGGAGAGCCCCCCCAUCCGCCGGUCCACCUCCUCGGGCCAGUAUACGGGCUUCUCUGAGCCACACAGCAAGGGCCUGGACCCUGAGAGCAUCGCACAGGAUAUAGAGGAGACUAUGAACACAGCUCUGAAUGAACUUCGGGAGUUGGAGAGGCAGAGCUCAGCGAAGCACGCUCCUGACGUGGUGCUGGACACCCUGGAGCAGAUGAAGAAUGCUCCCACGCCGGCCAGCUCCAGCGAGUCUCUGAGUCAGCUGCCCGCUCUGAUGCUGCGGCCGGCCGCCGCUGACCCGCCCAUGCGCCGCUCCACCAGCUCAUCCAGCGACACCAUGAGCACCUUCAAGCCUGCCGCGACCCCACGCAUGGGGGUCCAGCUCAAGCCCCCUGCCCUCCGGCCCAAACCUAUGGUUGUGUUGCCCAAGGCUGGUCCGGCCCAGCCUCCGGCGCCCCCGCCCCAUGACCCGCUGGACAAAUCCUGUACCAUGUGAGCCAAAAUAGGACGACAAAGGGAAACUCGCAAACCUAGCAAACAGCCUGCCAUGAGAGCGGUACUUUUCUUCAUUUUAAACACCACUGAACAUCCUUCUGGCUCUCACGUAUGGUUAUAUAGUUCCCUAUGUAGCGUCCCUUGCAUAUUCCACAGUAGGCCCGGACUAAAUGCUGUAAAAUCUGGUUCAGUAUUCAAACUGCAGCUCCAGAAUCAAGCCCCUCUGUUCCUGUGGAGCUUUGGAAUCCAGCUCUAAAGGGGGCAGGGAGAGGGUCGUUUACGUAGUAGUGUAAGCUAUUAUUCAUGUGCUAAUAAGAAAUAUACAGGUAAAUAAAAAACUGUAAAAUAGACAGCCAUGCCUGGGCAUGGAAAAAACUGAGCAUUAAACUUAAUUCAAGAUACACGUUUACCUGGUUAAAAGGUUGUAAUUUUUUUCUAAGCAUCUAGAUGUGAACUGUCCUGCUGUUUAGUCUACAACGUAAAAAACAGAGGCAUUCUUUGAUCUAAUUCUGAUGUAAAUCAGGUGCAGUAUGUAGAAAGCAGUCCAUGUGAUAUGCAUCUGAAAACGUCUUGCAUGUACAUAGAACAUGUUAGGUUCUUCUGCAAUUCUCAGUAUGAAUAGACAAAGAAACUAUGACUCAACGAAAGCAACAAAUCACAAAGGCUUCCUGUGUGGUUAGGAUAACUCAGUGUUGGUAGUUUAUAUCCACUAGAGGACUGCUAAAUGUGAAUAAUACAAAAACAAAGCAGGGUCUGUUGUUUUCUCUGUUUACAGCCUUUGAAUUGUGGGAAAUGUAGUUUCUAUGUAAGGAUUGGACCUGAGCCUGGAGUUGAUGAGUUAAUAAGCAAUUAAUGUGGUUUACUGGUAACAAAGCAGCACUGCCACAUGAACAACUAACCCUGUCUUUGACAGUGUUUCAAAAAGGCUGCUAUUUUCUCAUUCUGAAAGGCAGUUGGGUUUUUUUUAGGCCAAGCGAAAUAGUGUGUGCAGGGCUUUACUUUGAAUAUUAUAUUUUUGAUAGUAAUCAUAGUCAUGAUAUGUAUAUGUGCAGUUAUCAUCCAUGAGAGUUAAAUAACCUUGAUUUGCCUAAUAAAACAGGAGUUUAGUAAACUAAUUUUUCUAUUGCAAUGACUCAAAUAUAGAAUUAUAGAAUAAGAAAGAACUGCUAAAAUGCUUUGCUUUUUCAAAACUUCUUGCUUUUCAUUCUCCACAUGAACAGUUUUCCAGUGAAAAUCAAAUAUAUCUACAGCUGCUGAUAAGAGGCAUUAUGAACGGUUCUGUUUAGCAGCAACUCUGGCAACUUUAAUACACAGCUGUGCUCUUUCUCAUAGACGGUACAGAAUUUCACUAGCUUCACUGUUCAGAUUGACUAAAUGCUUCUCUCUCUCACUCACUCUCUCACUCUCACUCACUCACUCUCAAAAUUAAGACCUCCUACUUGUAGAGCAUGAAUUAUGAUACUUUUUUGUUGUGAUAUGCAAAUAAUUUUUUAAGUCUUUAGAAAAAGACUCAAGGCAAUAUUUCUGUAGUUUCACCAAACAAAGGAAUGAUGCCAAUAGCCAUGGACUCACCGACUGUUACUGUAAAAUUUCCAUGUUACCCUCCUGCUUCUUGUGUGUCAGUGUUGGGAUCUGAUCUGGCUCAUGUGACCAACUGCCUAAUUUGUUAACAACUUGCAACUUAUUAUCUUUGAAGCUUUUAUAAAUUAACAUAUGUAUGAAGUGUAUUGGAAACAGUUUAUCAAAGAUUCUAAGAGGUAUAUUGGACAUUUGUCCUGUUCCUUUGAUUAUAUAAUCUGAAUAUACGCAAAUCAGAAAGUUGUCAAAAACCAAAUGUGUAGUUAGAUGAAUCAGAGUGGCCAUUUGUGUUUGGAAAUGUGUUUCCUUUGCACAGCUUUUUUCACCAUUUCUAAGAAUAAAGCUUAUGGUCUUUGCAUACAUUGUAAGAAUCUGCUAUUUAAAAUAAUGGCAAAUUCUUAAAGCACAGUGAUUCCAAAAACACUGUUGGCAUGGGCUGAGCUAAACAAUCGUCUGAGUGGCGUAUGUGUGUGCAUUUGAAUGAUAGCUAUACAUCAUGUGCUCAUACAGACGUUUAAGUUUAUAUUCAAAUAAGAAAUGUCUGUUAUUGAUCCAAUGUUGCAAGCUAGACUUCAAGGGAAAUAAAAGUAAUACUUUUGUUGCAUACUGUAUAAUAAAUGACAAUUAUUUUGCCUUUUAAAUGACUAACUGUUGAAUUCUAAUAACAUUUUAAUAUAGGUUCUUUUUUGUAAGAUGGUGUACAGUGCAUUGCAGACAGAAAAGGCUUUAUUAGAUUAGUGUUAGAUUUGUUUCAGGGUUUCUUAUGGACCUUGAAAACUGAUUUAUCCCUACACAACUGUGCACAGUAGCAGAACCUUCACUUGAUUGCUGUUCUGUCAGUGUGUCCAUGUACAUCUGUAGUAAGUGAAAGUGCCUUUAAAAGCUGUUUUAGAGGAACUUCAAACCAACGUCCUCUGUGCUGUUGCGUUCAUUUUUCAGACCCAGUGCAGUGCAUAGGAAAAGACAGUGAAUGCAUUAUAAUCAUCAGUAAGAAUGGUCAAAUAAAAAUACUGCUUAUUCAUUGUGACAUUGCACUUUUAUGUAUAGGACUGUAUAUUUGGCAUGUAACAUCCUAACAAGUGGUAGAGCUCUGUAGGGGAGCUGCUCCCUGGAUUGUGUCUUUCUAAUAAAGAACAUAGUUUGGUCAGUC
Messenger RNA from Colossoma macropomum (tambaqui), 6527 nucleotides. RefSeq names its product SLIT-ROBO Rho GTPase activating protein 1a (gene srgap1a). The record is from RefSeq and is a predicted model, not a curated record. Bases 480 to 3800 code for a protein of 1106 amino acids. Gene Ontology annotation, molecular function: protein binding. Gene Ontology annotation, cellular component: cytoplasm. NCBI's taxonomy places the organism in Eukaryota, Metazoa, Chordata, Actinopteri, Characiformes, Serrasalmidae. Gene Ontology annotation, biological process: negative regulation of cell migration; signal transduction. The transcript has 22 exons.